CUGACAACACCCACAUCAAAUUGAUGGACCUUCACCUUCCCACCAUCUUCCACGCUUCAGAUUGUUUGACUAUUCAAAUCUCAGAACCUUAGCUUUAAACCUUGGCUUCACCACUGCGAUUAUAGCAGCCACCAUAUGGCGAUUCCAGUAGCCUCAUCAUCAUCAUCCUUCAGCUUCAACAGUGGAACCAGGUAUAGAUAUGAUGCUUUUCUGAGUUUCAGAGGCGAAGAUACUCGCCACUCCUUCACUGAGAUUCUCUACGACGCUUUGCGCCGUAAGGGAAUCAACGCCUUCAUUGACGACAAGAGACUUGGCAAAGGGGAAGAGAUCUCUCCUACGCUUCUCAAAGCCAUAGAGAGAUCCAGGAUUUCCAUUAUUGUCUUCUCUACCAACUACGCUACUUCCACAUGGUGCCUCGAAGAACUCGCCCACAUCGUUUGGUGUAGGAAGCAGAAGAAGCAGGUGGUGAUGCCCAUCUUUUACAAGGUAGAUCCGUUGGAUGUUCAGUAUCAGAGAAAUAGCUUUGAGGAAGCCAUGGCUGCUCUUGAAGAUAGGUUCAGCGAUGACUUAGAGAAAGUGCGAAAAUGGAGGUCUGCUUUGUCUGAAGCUGCUAGCUUGUCACCAGCAUGGCUUUUUCAAGAUGGAUAUGAUCAGUUUGGGUUUAUUGAAAACAUUGUCCAAGGUGCAUUUGUUACGCUGCCCCCUAAACGCUUUCAAAACACUGAUUACACGGUUGGACUUGAGCCUCACAUAGAAGAAGUGGUGUCACUUUUAGAUAAAUCUGAUCAUCGCGUUUGCAUGUUGGGGAUUCAUGGAACUGGUGGAAUUGGCAAAACAACUCUUGCAAAAGCUAUCUACAAUUCAAUCUUCUACAAAUUUGAAGGUUCGUGCUUUUUAUUUGAUAUCAGAGAAGAAUCAAACAAAUUCCAAGGCAUUGUUCGUCUUCAACAGACACUUCUAUCAGAAAUUCUUGAGGAAAAGAGGAUGACAUUUAGUAGUGUUUAUGAAGGAAUAUCCAGAAUAAAACACAGACUUUCUCAUAAACAAGUUUUGUUGGUUCUUGAUGAUGUUGAUCACGAUGAACAAUUAGAACAACUUGCAGGAGGGUGUGAUUGGUUUGGCAAUGGAAGCAAGGUCAUUAUUACAACAAGAAAUAAGCAAUUGCUAAUUUCUCAUAAUAUUGAACAGACAUAUGAAAUGAAGGAGCUAAACAAGCAUGCCUCUCUUGAACUCUUUUGUUGGCAUGCCUUUCAUGAGAGCCAACCUCCAAAAGGCUAUCAAGAUAUGUCCAAUUGUGUUGUGACCUAUGUACAAGGUCUUCCUCUGGCUUUAAGAUUAAUAGGCUCCAAUUUGGCACAUAAAAGCUUAGAGGAAUGGAGAACUACAUUAAAACGAUAUGAUCUGAUCCCGAAAAAAACAAUUCACGAGGUACUAAAGAUAAGCUAUGAUUGCUUACAAGAUGAUGCUAAACGUAUCUUUUUAGAUAUUGCUUGCUUUUUUAAAAAGGAGAAAUUGGAAUUCAUCGAAGAAAUACUACAAGCUUGUGAUUAUGGAGCAAGGUUUUAUAUCGAAGUUCUUGUUGAAAAGUCUCUAAUAACUAUCAAUGAUGAGAAUGGUCGCUUGUAUAUGCAUGAUCUCAUACAACAAAUGGGAAGAGAGAUUGUUCGGCGAGAGGCACCAUCAGAUAUUGGUAAACGUAGUAGAUUAUGGUAUUAUAAAGAUGUACUGAAAGCAUUGUGUGAAAAUUUAGGAAGCAACAAGAUUGAAGGAAUGAUGCUUGAUCCACCUCAACAACAAGGAGUGGAGUGGAGUGGCUUAGCCUUUGAGAAGAUGAAUAAUCUUAAAAUUCUUAUUGUUCGAAAUGCCCAAUUCUCAACCAGUCCUAGAUAUUUCCCCAAUAGCCUAAGAUUACUUGAUUGGGAGGGAUAUCCUUCGAUGACCUUGCCACCAGAUUUUUCUCCAGCAAAACUAGUUUGUUUCAAGUUGUAUAGAAGUCUUUUCAGCUUGGAAGAACCAUUCAAGAAGUUUGAACAUGUGACACAUAUGGAUUUCUCACAUUGUGAAUUCAUAGCUGAAGUACCUGAUAUGUCUCAAUUCCAAAGCUUAAGAAGAUUGUUGUUUCAAGGGUGCCGCAAUCUGAUCAAAGUUCAUGAUUCAGUGGGAUCUCUCUCUAGGUUGGUCCGAUUAGAUGUCAGUGAAUGCACCAAACUUACAAUCUUUCCACAUGAAAUCAACAUGCCAUCUCUUCAAGAGCUCAAUCUCAGAGAAUGCAAGAGUCUUGACUACUUCCCAAAUAUAUUGGGAAAGAUGGAUUCACUAACUGAUAUUUUUGCAAGUGAAACUGCUAUUAUAGAGCUCCCACCUUCCAUUGGAUAUCUUCCAGCUCUAGAAAGUUUGUUUAUAAGGUCCUGCAAAAGUCUUAGGGAGCUUCCAAACAGCUUGUUGAUGUUGCAAAAUCUUAGCACGCUUGAUUUGGGAGAUAUUCAACCUCAUGGAAGGAAAUCAUUGAAGAGAUUAAUGCAAGAGAGCCGACCAGCUAUUAGCUACACAAACUUAGAGUACUUGGAUCUUGAGAAUUGUGGUCUAUUGGAUGAAGAUCUUUGCCUAACCCUGAAUUGUUUUCAGAAUGUGCAAGAGUUAAAUCUGUCAAGGAAUGAUUUUGUGUCCCUUCCUGAGUGCAUUAAAGAGUGUGCUAAUCUGAUAAAACUAGAUGUGACUAAUUGCAAGAGGCUAAGAGACAUACCAGAGCUGCCAUCAAAGUUGAAGGACAUAAGGGCAGAGAAUUGCACAUCAUUAACUAUGGAGUCACUAGGGCAUCUAUGGUCUCAGGUGAAAAAUUGCUUUUGCUUGGGAAUCGGUUCACCAGCAACAACAUUUCCUGAUUGGUUCGACCAUUGCUGCAAAGGAGGGAUACUGUCUUUUGGUGUUCAUGGGAAAAUUUUCCCUCGCGUUGUCAUUGCAAUUAAGUCCUGGAAAUCCAACACAAGGAAGAGACACUUCUUCCAAGUUUUUAUGAGAAUCAAUGGUCGUAAAAUGCCAUGGAUACAAAGUGAUGCUGCUGAUGCAAGUGAAGAAGGUCGUGUGUUUGUUUUCUUUGGUAAACCGGGCCAUGUGUUUUUAUUUGAUCUGCUUAAGGAUUUUAGGGAAGAAGAGUUGGAGAGGCUUAAUAAGUUUCUAAAAUUGGAUUGGAAUGAUGUGGAGAUACAAGUAACCUGUCUCCCACAUGAUAUCGCCGUAGUUAAGUGUGGAAUUUAUGUGGACAAGCAACAAACGAACAUGGAGAAUGUCCAGUUCAAGUCUCCAGUGAUAUCAAGAACUUCACUAAAACGCAGGGCAAUAGCUUCUCCUCCUAAUAAACCACCCAAGAAGCUCUUGAGAAAGUUCAAGGCUACUGAUGAAAGAAAACUCAAUAACACAAAGAAAGGGACAAGGAGAAGUAAACCACUCCAAAAUUUUCACUCAUGGUACAAGAAAAAGGUAUUUUUUCUGAUGGGUAAGCAUCUUUGGAGAUUCUUGUAUUAUUAGGUCCUAUUUGGUAUCCUGGAAUUCAGAACAUGAAAUUGGAAAUGGUUAUGGAAUUGAAAAAAAUGUUAGUUUGGUAUGAA
Molecule: messenger RNA, 3605 nt
Organism: Prosopis cineraria
Lineage: Eukaryota; Viridiplantae; Streptophyta; Magnoliopsida; Fabales; Fabaceae
Product: disease resistance protein RUN1-like
Exons: 6
Coding region: 136-3525 (1129 amino acids)
Biological process (GO): defense response; signal transduction
Molecular function (GO): ADP binding
Source: RefSeq, a predicted model, not a curated record